UCCAAGUUAUUUUUGCUGGCUGGCAUAUCAUUCGGUUGCCAAGCUGCCAAGUUGCCAAGCCGUUCAAGUUGUCUCCGACAUUGCCAAUGUCCUGGAGAGACUCCAGGAAAUGAGCCAGAGAAAGAGAGUGAGAGGGUUCAAUGGUGAACAACGUGUGUCCUAGCCCGAUCAUCUGAAAUUGGGGUGCCUCCUCCCUGGACUGGUUCUCGAUCGCCUAGCUACCCUAGCUAAGGUCCGCCCCUCGAGAUCUGGAGAACUGUGACGGGGGAAGUGCAUUUACGUCGUUCGUUGAGAGUUGAGAGGAAGAGGGAGGAAAACGGAACGAGGGCACAACGAAAAGGAGGAAGGGGAGGAAAUUGAGGAUCGAUAUCCAAGCCGGCAACAACACUGACACUCUCUGUGGAUCCAGGGAGUGAAAGAGACGUACGCCAGCGGACUAGUCAUUGGAGAACCGGCGGGGUGAGAUCUCGGGGUAGAAAGCUCGGGACUGGCAGGAUUCUGGAGUUACGGAGAAAGAGAUAGCCAAGUCAGACGGCUUUUUCAUCCCCCAACGCGCCCAGACACCCGCCAUCCCGAGAGUGCACAACAGGGCAUGCUGAUAUUGCCCAUCCAUGAACGUUGUUGGGUAGAUUCUGAUCGUGUCCGCUGGAAGACAAGGAAGGCUUCUUUAAGUGAUCUAAAGAGAAACAACGGGAGAAGAGAACAUCCACACACACAGAGGGAUGAGUGACCUUUUUAUGUCUUGAUGUGUGAAGAAGGCACUCACUCGCUCACUUUGUAGUGCAACAGCGAACUUUGAAUCCUGCCAUCGCGUUUGUCUUCGACACAGACGUCGUCGUACCAUUUGUCACCGUGAUAGUGAUCGAAAAGCCAAAGGUUCGGUACAUUCCAUGUGACUUUUAACUCGUAUCUAGAUCAAGUGCUGGCGGCAUCAUCAUCAUCGUCUUCUGCUUCUUUGCCAUCACAGGCUGUUGGUUUGAUGAAAGAAAUGAAGAAGAACGAACUUCUCGAGAGACUGAUCAUUUCUCGCUGACGAACUCCUUCGAGCUCUGGAGCAAUAUCCACUCCACCCCCAACGCCAUUUCGGUCAUGAUGAUCUUCAGUAACAUCAUGAUUAGAUCCGAGUGAUGUAUCAUCUGCUGUGGAUGAGGCUCCUUCAAUUUACCAAGUCCUUGUCGACUUGAUAGAUCUAUCGAUCGACGACCAAGAGAGACAUUCGCGUCGGGUUGCAAAAAUGGCCGAAAUUAAGUAAAUGAUUCACACCCAGUCACGAAGAAGUUGCGAACGAAUCCCUGAAGAGAGCUCAGAACCGUGAUCUCUGAAGUAGAACAAUCCUCAUCUCCAUGGUUCGACAUCACGGAGUCUGAACACUACCAAAGGUUUGGCUGUCGUCCUCUCUGGCGUGGUUCUCACCAUGAUGGUUGGCCAUGGAAUUCCACCGAAAAAUGAGUCUCGGAAUACCUUGAUCGUCUGAAUUGAGUCCAAGUGUUUUUCUCUCUGGACCCACAAUACGAUCGCUCGUAUCAUCAUCUUAUUCCUACUUGUGGUCGUUUCUGAGCUCAGGUGUACCGGGUAAAUUUCAAGGUAUCCUCCCAAACUAAGCAUACAUAGGCUACAUACAGUAAUAUCAGGGUAACGCUAGUGCACCAAAUCCGCCCUCGCCCUGCCCAAGUCCAUCUACACACUCACUCAUUCACCAUACCGAGCAGUCCGUCUGUGCGUCCUGUUGUCUGAAGUGGUGUAUGUACGUACUAGUUGUCACGGAGUGGACUUUACUACCGACAAGGUUCUCUGAGGCGAUGGACAACACUGAUUCAAUGUUCGGGCAGGCCAGGAAGACGUGGCUCCGAGGUGAACAACACGCUGAAAGGACCCUUCAUGCCAUCCGGCAACAAAAACGAACGACCUAGAGUUGGUUGGCGUUCAAGUGACUUGGCCCACCUAUUUGGUGGCAAGUGUGUGUGUGUGUGUGUUUGAUUGAGAACUUUUUAUCUGAUUGAAAUAAUGUGUUACAAUUGAGAAACAGACCCUCAUCCUUGGCUCUUGGAAAGGAAACAAACGUAUGGGCGUCAUUUCAAUCUUCUCAGCACUCCUUGUUGCCUUUCAAAGUCUCAAUCCUAUUUAGUGCUUGCGGAUAAAUAUUCCCGUCCUACAACUGUCUCCUAAAUGAUUCAAAGUGGGGUCAUGUUCGGUUGAAAGCUCCCUAUCUUUUAUUAAAAGUUUUGCAUCAUUGACUUUUUUCAGAGGCUAAUUAAUGGCUUCAUUCUCAGUGAUCAUUUGUGGUGUGUUUGUCAGAGGUGUUUACUCUGCCCACGACUCUCUAUUAAGUUCAUCCCAGCCAUCAGCUUCCAGAUAAUGACAAUGUUUUAGUGCCUCAGCGACUGUAAUCAUCUCGCGUUUGUGUGCAGAAAAGUGAAAACGGAUCAUGCUCGCUCUCCGUGAGAGCCGGAGCCAGACUUUUAUCGGCAUCUAGCUUACACCCUUAUCAUUUGAAAAAGGCUGAAAUGAGCUAAUCAGAGUGGUCUCAUCUAAGCGCAAAAUGAGUAAUAGUGUGUUCUCUGACUUUUGUCAGGCGUGGGUGGCCCGGUUCCCUGGGAGUGAGCUGCCCGCAGCUUGGGAAGAAGAUGUCCGAGCUAACCUCAAAAAGCACAAGUCAAAGGUGGCCUUGCUCAGAGAAGAGCUGGAAAAGGAGGAGAUGUACGUCGAGUAUUUGGACAAGUUGCUGUGUGAUAUCGAGAAGCAGCGGAAGUCUUCGACAAGCUCAAGCGAGUUGGGAAUAACCGGCGAGAAUAAUCUCUUGUCGAAGGAUGAACAGCUGCAGAAUGACGAAAAUAAGCGCAGGUCAUCAGAGUUGAAUCGGAGUCAGUUGCAUUUGGAUCUCGAUGACCAAGAUCAAGAGAGUCAAGCAACCACACCCAACUCCGGAUCAGCAACUCCCUUAUCCGGCACUCCAGGUGGAGCCACGGGGAGCACUUUUGUGACCGUCAUUAACGUGGCUGGGCCUAAGAAAGGUCCCGUUGCAAAGGGUUUGACGAAAGGCCCCCCAUCAGUUCCAUCCACUAAUGGAACCUAUAACAAGACCAGAAGUGACUCGUCAUUAUUGACACCUGUUCCUCCACCCAAGCCUCCGAAGCGGUUUUCUGGAAGUCGAGAUUCAUUGAACAGUGUUUCUAGUCCUACAACCCCACCUUCGCCCUAUUCAACUGAUGAUUAUUAUCCCCAUCGAGAGGGCUUAGGAGUCAAUAUUUCGCCCAAUACAUCCAACAAGAUAUCCUCAUCAGAAGAGGAGGAGGAGGAUUCGCGUGGUCGUCCAGAUGGAACAGAGCAUCACGAAGUAAAGAACACUCCAUUUCAAGCCUCCGAGGGGAUAUCAGAGUCCAAUGAGAGUGGCCCAUCCGCCAAUGUGAAAAAGAUUAAAGAUUUGAUGGCCAACUGGGAAAACAAGCCCCUUAUGGGAUCAAAACCUGCCCAACUUUCUCGAUCCUCGUUGCCCGAGAGGGUCGAUUCGCUCGAAUCUAGGCCACGUCGAAAAGACUCAGAUAGUAGCAGUCGGGGGCGAAUGGGAAGUCCCAGUGGAAAAAGUCAUGACUCUAGUGAUAGUGAAUCCAACUGGUCGUCCAGGAACGCUAAUGCUAAUGCAGGGGUGGAUGGCGAGAGCCCCCGACGCCGACGAGGCUCAUCGGGAGAUACCAGACUGGAUCGUUUGGUACGAAGACCCUCGGGUGGAUCAUCGUCUGCUAAGGUUUUACCAUCAGCUGCCUCAGUGGCUGCCAAUCUUAAACGACCGGUUAAGAAACCUCGUGCCAAACCUCGAACCCUCCGAGAAGUGGGACCUAAAGACGAACCGAAUCAAAAAGAGGAGCCUCUCUAUGACACUGUGGCUAACGACGAGCCCGAGGAUGAGUACGACAAUCAUCUUCUGUAUGGGACUAAUUCCACGAUCAAAUCUGAUACUAUCGGUUCCUCUGGUGGAGGUAGCAGCUCGACCGAUCUUGGCUUCGAUGAGCCACACAUGUUACCUGUUCUGAAGUCGGCUCAAUCUGGACUCUCGCUAACGGGGAGUGGGACUCUCUCAUCAUCUGAUACAGAUGUCCUCUGUGGAAGCCCAAGACUGAUACGGAGUGUGAGCGUCGAGGAAGAGGACCCAAACUAUGUUAACAUCCAUUUCUUCCUCCGUAAAGGCCAAGAAACUUCCAACAGUUUGCUCGGUGCCCGCGGGCCCAUGGACACGAUCAUGAGCGAUGACGAGCUUCUUGACCUCGAAAGCAACGAUAGCAAAGGAUCGUCAGAUAAUCUUGAUGGUUCAAGUGAGACCGAAGCUCAACGUCUCGUUAUGUAUCGCUGCAUUUUGAGUAGCAUCAUCGACAGUGAAGCUAUCUACUUGGAAGGCCUCAGUGUUAUGCUCCAGUACAUGAAGGCCAUGAAAGUGACCCUAACCACGCCUCAGCCGGUGAUUCCAAAACCCGAAUUUGAGAGAAUUUUCUUUAAGAUCCCCGAACUGCACGAUCUUCAUUUAACGUUUCACGAGAAAUUGAAGAAACAGUUUGAGCGUUGGAACGCUGAUGAUUGCAUUGGACACACCUUCAAAAUGUUGGCCAGUCGAAUCAAGAUUUAUUCCACUUUCCUCAGUAACUAUCAGAGUGCUCUGGAUGCCCUUCACCGGUGCAGUGAGGCGUACCCACAAUUUGCCGAUCUCACCAAAUCUAUCAAAUUGAGAACAGUUAAGGGUCAAAGACAGGGCCAGUCAUUGUCUCUUGAGGAUCUGCUUCAUAAGCCGGUGGCUCGAGUGCAGAAGCAUUGUCUGUGUCUUCAAGACUUAAUCAAAUAUACACCAAAGACGCAUCCGGAUUAUAAGACCCUCAACGAGGCCUUGACGCUCGUGCAAAGCUUCGUGAAUGAUUACAACUCGAGACAUGCGGAAGAACUGUUUCCUCAUCAAGAGCGUCCGCAACGGCAUUUGGUCAAGAACUCGUUCAUCGUGGAAUUGUGGGAGGGUCAACGCAAGUUGCGACACCUCUUCCUUUUCAACGAUGUUUUGGUAUGUGCCAAAUAUAAGGCCUCAAGCAAAAAGACUGAGAACUUCACCUUCCAACUCAAGUGGUACAUUCCCCUAUCAAACGCUGUAAUUGUGAAUGAUCCCUCUGCUGAGCCGAAGGAAUCCAACCCCGCCAAUAUUGUGGUUCUCAAGACCCAAACCACUGCCCUUCGAGAUCAGAUCUACCGAUUGGAAAAAGAAGAUGAGUGGAAAGGCAGAAAGAGUAACCACGGUUCCCUGGGCUCGUCCAAGAGCACUGUGAAGUAUCGCAAAAAGCUCAACGAACUCGAGGCCCAAUUAGUCUUGGCCUCGCCCUGCCUCGUUUUUCAGGUGGCCCAGAAACCCAGCGGGAAGACGUUCACGUUCUUCUUGUCAUCUGAUUUUGAACGAUCCCAAUGGGUGGAGACGCUUCAGGUUCUUCAAACUUCCAUGAACUCGAAUUCCAAACAAAGCCGGCCCAAGAUGACCAUGGAUGAUCUCCAGUCCUGGAUCACCAGUUGCCGGAAGUUCCUCAAGACCAACAUGGGAUCGUUCCUUAUGCGAUCCCCGCGUGAUGAAGCUCUGCUAGUGGGAGAUCUUCAUUUGAAUCUCCAUCAUUUACAAGGCCUAACUCGCCCAGCUGAUCUGUACGUGGUCAUUGAAGUCGAUUCCUACGGACACUACUUCAGAAAGUCCAAGUCAAGAACCAUCAUCAACUCCAUGGAGCCCACCUGGGAGGAGGAAUUUGUCGUGGAACUGGAUGGAUCAGAAAACCUACGCAUUUUGGUCUACGAGCAACAGACCGCUGAGGGCGUAACGAACAACACGUUAUUGGCACGUGCCGAGCUCGAACUGAGCCGAUCUUGGCUCGGGAAUCAAAUGGCAGAGCAAAGGAUUUCUAUGAACGAUCUCUUGCUUACGUGCUCCAUGAAGUUUGUCACUUUCGAGGAGACCAUUCGCCGAGUGCCAUCAGCCAAAUUUACCGGCUUAUUCGGGACAUCAAUCCAAACGUCAACCAAACGCGAGAAACGUGCCGUCCCCUUCAUCAUAACCAGCUGUGUCCGGGAAGUCGAGAGGCGGGGUAUCAGCGAAGUGGGAGUGUAUCGUGUGUCCGGGUCGGCGGCCGACGUCAUGCGUCUCAAGAAGGCCUAUGAAACAAACCCGUACGAAGCCGAGCAACUUUUGAAGGAAUGUGAUAUCCACUCAGUGGCGGGCGCUUUGAAACUUUUCCUCCGCGAUCUUCCCGAAUCCCUCUUUACCACUCCCAUUUAUCAGGAAAUGCUCGAGUCUAGCCGCGAGCCGGAUCCCGAAAUCCGGAAGAACAAUUAUUUGAGACUCUUCUCCCACAUCCCGCACAAUCCCAACCAGGCGUGCAUUGUUUUUCUCAUCGAGCAUAUGGUGCGAGUCAGUCAGUACGAGCAGCAAAACAAGAUGUCAUUGCACAAUCUGGCCACGGUUUUCGGACCCACGAUGCUUCAUGCUGGGGUGGAGCGUGAUCGGAAAGGCCCCGGCAAAGAUAGCCAAUUAGCAACGGGGACCGUUGAUGUUAUGGCUCAAGCCGGGAUCUUAUUGUUCUUCUUGGGAAGGAGAGCCAAAGGAGAGCCCAUUCAAAUUCAGGAGCGCCAGGUGUAAUCGGGGUAGUUUCACGCUUUGUUGCACACACUAAUGUUGCGUUGAUUCUUCUGUAUGUAAUCUAAUGCGGGCAAAUUUGUGCGAAGAAUUAAUGAGCAUUCCCGCUGACAUCUUUCUUCAGUCACCACCGGUCAUGAUCAUCAUCAUCAUCAUCGUCAUUAUUCGAGUCCAGAAAAUGCGUGAAAGACAUUGUUAGGGGAGUCACCGUAAUCACGCCAAGUACAGUGCGAACCCACCGGGACGUUUAAGUCAACGACAAUCGUGUAAGACAUGACUGCUAAGCAAUGUUUCCGUUUUUCAUCCCUUUUGUAUCUGCCACUUUCUACUUUGAUGUCGUCAUGUUCCCAUUUCCCGUGAGAGGAAAUCAAGAGAGAAUAUACGUAUAAAUGUGUAAUUCAA
This is a messenger RNA of Tigriopus californicus, 7045 nucleotides long. RefSeq names its product active breakpoint cluster region-related protein-like (gene RhoGAP1A). The transcript has 3 exons. Gene Ontology annotation, cellular component: membrane. Lineage: Eukaryota; Metazoa; Arthropoda; Copepoda; Harpacticoida; Harpacticidae. The coding region runs from base 2540 to 6646 and encodes 1368 amino acids. The record is from RefSeq and is a predicted model, not a curated record. Gene Ontology annotation, biological process: positive regulation of GTPase activity; intracellular signal transduction. Gene Ontology annotation, molecular function: GTPase activator activity; guanyl-nucleotide exchange factor activity.